AUGGUCAACAGUAAUCCUACAAUCAUCGAUGAUACUCACAAGGAAAAUGCUAUGCAUGCAAAUCAAAUAUAUUCAUCAUCUAGUCACGUAAAGCCGACUUCUCAAGAUGACGUUGAGCGACUAAAACCUACCAAGAGCCAAGUUCAGGCACGGAAACGGAGAGUACUAUGCGAAUUGACAGAUGCAGAGAUCCAAGCACGUAGUACACCAUGUAAUGAAGAGGUAAUAGAGUCACAACCCACGCAAUCGGAUAGCACAACACAACAAUCUUCAGAAACAUCCUCUCUCUCCAAGGAAUCCCACUCUUUAUUCAAAGCCGCUCGUCAAGCUCGCCAAAAGCAGUCCAUCAUGUCUAAGCAUACUGGCUCAAAACCCAUUACGAACUCCAAAGGGUCCACGUCCGACAAAGCCACCUCCCUCCAAAAGCCUCAACGAAAUUUACGAUAA
This is a messenger RNA of Meira miltonrushii, 447 nucleotides long. RefSeq lists its product as uncharacterized. Bases 1 to 447 code for a protein of 148 amino acids. The transcript has a single exon. The record is from RefSeq and is a predicted model, not a curated record. NCBI's taxonomy places the organism in Eukaryota, Fungi, Basidiomycota, Exobasidiomycetes, Exobasidiales, Brachybasidiaceae.